GUGAACUCGGGCUCCACUGAGGGGGACCCGGUGCCGGCGCCUCCUCGUCCUCCGCCUCCUUGUGCGUGUGGAAGGGCGAACACCCCUGCUUCCCGACUCCUCCCUCUCCCCUCGGCCUGGGCUGCUGACAGAGCCUCUGGAAGCGGCGGCGCCCGCUCUUCGCCCGGGGAACCCUAGCCGGCGCUUAUGGGGCGGCCGUGGCGGGACUGAACGCGCCAGGCAGAGCUACGCGGGGGAGCCGCGAGGGGGGCUCCCCGCCGCCACAUACAGCCACGCCACUGCCGCGCUCUCCUCUGCCCGGUCAGCUCCUCCCGCGCUGAGACGGAAGCGCCCUCUCGCCCGCUGCCCGGUAGGAGGAGGGGAAGCGCCGCAGAGGGCACGGGGGCUCGGCGUUCUCCCCGGGAGCAGCCCUCACGAAGCAGAAGAGACCAUGGGGUGCAUUAAAAGUAAGGAAGAUAAAAGUCCUGCCAUGAACUAUAGAACUGAGAAUACUCCAGAGCCCAUUACUUCCCAUGUCAGCCAUUAUGGAUCAGAUUCUACCCAAGCAAACCAGUCACCUGCAAUAAAGGGAUCAUCAGUUAAUUUUAACAGCCAUUCCAUGACUCCUUUUGGUGGCCCAUCUGGUAUGACACCUUUUGGAGGAGCUUCUUCCUCUUUUUCAUCUGUGCCAUGUCCAUAUCCUAGUGGAUUAACAGGUGGUGUUACUAUUUUUGUGGCCUUAUAUGAUUAUGAAGCUAGAACUACAGAUGACCUGUCAUUCAAGAAGGGUGAACGGUUCCAGAUAAUCAAUAAUACGGAAGGUGAUUGGUGGGAAGCCAGAUCUAUUGCAACAGGGAAAAGUGGCUACAUUCCUAGCAAUUAUGUUGCUCCUGCAGACUCCAUUCAAGCCGAAGAAUGGUAUUUUGGAAAGAUGGGAAGGAAAGAUGCAGAGAGGUUGCUUUUAAAUCCUGGGAACCAACGUGGUAUUUUCUUAGUCCGAGAAAGUGAAACCACAAAAGGUGCUUAUUCCCUCUCUAUACGUGACUGGGAUGAGGUUAGAGGUGAUAAUGUGAAACACUACAAAAUCAGAAAACUUGACAAUGGUGGAUACUAUAUAACAACCAGAGCACAGUUUGAAUCUUUACAAAAGCUGGUCAAACACUAUACAGAUCAUGCUGAUGGCCUGUGUCAUAAAUUAACAACCGUGUGUCCAACUGUGAAACCUCAGACACAGGGUUUAGCAAAAGAUGCCUGGGAAAUUCCUAGAGAAUCUUUGCGAUUAGAAGUAAAGCUGGGCCAAGGAUGCUUUGGUGAAGUAUGGAUGGGAACAUGGAAUGGAACUACAAAAGUAGCAAUCAAAACACUAAAACCUGGUACAAUGAUGCCAGAAGCUUUCCUACAAGAAGCUCAGAUCAUGAAGAAGUUACGGCAUGAUAAACUUGUUCCACUUUAUGCUGUGGUAUCUGAGGAACCAAUCUACAUAGUCACUGAAUUCAUGACAAAAGGUAGCUUACUAGACUUUCUUAAGGAAGGAGAAGGGAAAUAUUUAAAGCUUCCGCAAUUGGUGGAUAUGGCUGCUCAGAUUGCAGAUGGUAUGGCCUACAUUGAACGAAUGAACUACAUUCAUAGAGAUCUCCGGGCGGCAAACAUCCUUGUGGGGGACAACCUAGUGUGCAAAAUUGCAGACUUUGGCUUAGCAAGGUUAAUAGAGGACAAUGAGUACACUGCCAGACAAGGGGCCAAAUUUCCAAUUAAAUGGACAGCACCAGAGGCUGCUUUAUAUGGUCGGUUUACAAUUAAAUCCGAUGUCUGGUCAUUUGGCAUUUUGUUGACAGAGCUCGUAACAAAGGGUCGUGUGCCAUAUCCAGGCAUGGUAAACCGAGAAGUUCUGGAACAAGUAGAACGUGGCUAUAGAAUGCCUUGUCCUCAAGGAUGCCCAGAAUCUCUCCAUGAAUUAAUGAAACUCUGUUGGAAGAAAGAUCCAGAUGAAAGACCAACAUUUGAAUAUAUUCAGUCAUUCUUAGAAGACUAUUUUACUGCUACAGAACCACAGUAUCAGCCUGGAGACAACUUAUAAGCCAGUCAACUACAUACCAUGCACAUAUCUGCCAAAUGUAAAAUAUUUUCAAAAAUUACUUUGCUGAUUGGAAGAACUCAAAGGAAAGGAAAUCACCAUUUGCAUGCUCUUGAUGGCUAGCAAACUGGAAUUUCAAAUUAUGGUUGCACAAAACCACUUUUUAAAGUGUUUUACCCAAAUGUAUCAAUGGCACAAUAUUUUUCUCCCUUAUUAUGUCAGGGCCCAAAGGAAGCAGAUAGAGAAAACUGGGUGGUAAGCAAGCAUUUUUAUUGCCAAGAAUGAAGCUGCUAACCUUUUUCUUUUUCUCAUCUGGCAUUUUAGCUGUAUUGCUAAAGGCAACAUGAACAGUUAGAUAAACCUGUGAAUGGAAAUGUUUAAGGAAUAACAAAGAAUGCUUUCAGGACCAAACAAUUCUAAUUUUCUACAAUGUCCUGUGUCCAGAAUGAAAUAAAGUUUUUUUUCCUUUAAAAUUUA
Molecule: messenger RNA, 2530 nt
Organism: Varanus komodoensis (Komodo dragon)
Lineage: Eukaryota; Metazoa; Chordata; Lepidosauria; Squamata; Varanidae
Gene: YES1
Product: YES proto-oncogene 1, Src family tyrosine kinase
Exons: 12
Coding region: 431-2056 (541 amino acids)
Biological process (GO): innate immune response; cell surface receptor protein tyrosine kinase signaling pathway; cell differentiation
Cellular component (GO): extrinsic component of cytoplasmic side of plasma membrane
Molecular function (GO): signaling receptor binding; non-membrane spanning protein tyrosine kinase activity; ATP binding
Source: RefSeq, a predicted model, not a curated record